Molecule: messenger RNA, 1233 nt
Organism: Phytophthora infestans T30-4
Lineage: Eukaryota; Oomycota; Peronosporomycetes; Peronosporales; Peronosporaceae
Exons: 2
Coding region: 1-1233 (410 amino acids)
Source: RefSeq, a predicted model, not a curated record
AUGGAGACUGGUGCUGUGGUGCAGGUGACUCAUGCAGCGAGCGGGUACUCGUUCCGCGCGCUGGUGGAACGUGGUGCCUCCACCGGUCCGCUAGUGCUGAGCCUAUGUAGUUUGGAGCGACCUUAUGAGAAGCUCAAGGUGGCGCUGAACGGCCAAGUGAGCUGGGCGUUGGCGGCCGCCAAGUUUGCCGCUUUUCUGGUGGAGUUCGAAGCUCCAGAAGAAACAAAAGAUGGCGAGUAUUUGGUGCAUUUCAAGGCGGUGGCACAUCAGAAGAAACUCAAUCGCUUGCAAUCCAACGGAUGGUAUUUGGGCGUGGUUGCGUCGGAAUUCAUUGGUGACGCUGGCAAAGGAGAGGACAGUCUGUUCCGUUUGGCUGUUGUGACGAAUCGCGCGGCUUUCGCACUGGACACCACGCGCUCGUUAAUGAAGCAAUCUAAGCAUAACUCGCUGUUGAGUGAGUCGCAGCGACGGUCGUUCAUGCAAAACGGAUAUCUGCAGAUCCGUGGCGCGGUGCCGCUGGCUUUGGCCAACUCGGCGCUGGGGCGCAUUAACCAUGACCUCGGUAUCCCUGGAAACAUGAUCGAUGGCGGAGUCGAAGGCGCAGUAAAACUGGCAGGUAACACCUCCAAUAGUGACGCAAUAUUAGAUCUAUACCGCGUCACAGACGUCAGCAAGUACGUGGAAGCACUUGUCGGUAUUGACCAAGUGGUGCCACCGCAAGGAGCACAGAUUGCUUUACGAUUUCCGGAGCUAGGCGAGCCUCGAGAACCACUGGGUACGGAAUGGCAUACGGACGGCAUGCGACAGGGUCGUCUACAUCCGUUCACAUUACUGGCGGGCAUCGCUCUGUCGAAUGUACCGGAGCCAUUGUGUGGCAACUUGACAGUAUUUCCUGGCUCGCAUGUGUCACUUCAAAGUCGCUUGACAGCCGACGGUAAACUGUGCGGCCACAAUGACGAAUGUUACAAGGCCGAUAGCGUGUGGGGAGAUGGCACACUACCAGACUUGGGCACACCUGUACAGCUCCUGGCAUUUCGCGGCGACUUAGUACUGGCCCACCCCAACCUGGCACACCGUGGUGGCCUUAACUUUUCCCCAGACAUCCGCUACCAAGUUUACUUUCGGAUCAAACACAGACACCUUGAAGAGCUGCAGGAACAAUGCGUCACUGACUUAUGGGCAGAUUUACAGGGACUCGGUUUAGACGAUCAGAGUUGCUUAGCUGAGGAUUGA